AUGUAUGAACCUCGAAACACGGUCAUAGUGAGCUUAGAAGAUCUCAAGCACUCUUCUGUGCCGUUCCAGAUCUUGGAAGAAGCGUUUGGCCCCUCUUCUCUAGGUAUCUUAAUUGUUAAGGACCUGCCUCAACGGUUUUCCCGCCUUCGUCAUAAGGUCCUCUCGUACGCGUCGUAUCUCGCUAAUCUACCCACGGGAGAGCUAGAUGCUCUUUCCCGCCCUUCAGCAAAGUAUCUUAGCGGAUGGAGUCAUGGCAAAGAGGCCCUCAAAAGCGGUUCGUAUGAUACACUGAAAGGGUCAUACUAUGUCAACUGCGCUUUCUUUCAAGGAGAGGGCGUCACGGUACCCUCCUCGGUCGACUUCCCAGAGUUCACAGCACCCAAUGUCUGGCCAGCUGAGACUUCCCUGCCAGGCUUCCAAGUCGCCUUUGAGGAGCUCUGCACCUUGAUAAUCGACACUGCCGUGUUAGUCGCCCGGACAUGUGACCAGUAUGCUGUAGCCCACAUCGAAGAUUAUGAGCCUGGAUAUCUAGAACAGGUUGUGAAAAGCUCCAUGAUAACGAAGGCCCGCUUGUUGCACUAUUUCCCCCCAGCAGCCUCUUCCCAAUCCCUUCAGGCUACAAACAUCAGCCCGUGUCCCCCGGCCUCUACAGCACGAGACCAUGAUUCCUGGUGCGCAACUCACAUCGAUCACGGUUGCCUGACCGGCUUAACGUCUGCCAUUUAUGUCGACGAGGCAGCACAUCCUCCUCAGAUUUCCAUGUCUGAUCGAACCAAGCCUUCGUCUACGGUACCGGCUUUACCUUUUCUUCCGUCGGCUCCAGACCCAGACGCGGGCCUUUACAUACACGCACGCGAUUCCACUGUCACCAAAGUCUCCAUCCCUCCGGACUGCUUAGCCUUCCAGACAGGCGAAGCAUUACAGAUUAUCACAGGGGGCAAAUUCAGGGCCGUACCUCAUUUUGUGCGUGCUGGAGGAGCAGUGAAGGAUGGAACUAGAGUGGCAAGGAACACCUUAGCCGUAUUCACGCAACCCGGGUUAGAUGAAGUGGUGGAUAGAGCCAAAGGGACCACUUUCGGGGAGUUUUCUAGGGAAGUGACGAGACGAUUCGGUUAG
Messenger RNA from Letharia lupina, 1116 nucleotides. RefSeq lists its product as uncharacterized. The coding region runs from base 1 to 1116 and encodes 371 amino acids. The record is from RefSeq and is a predicted model, not a curated record. Lineage: Eukaryota; Fungi; Ascomycota; Lecanoromycetes; Lecanorales; Parmeliaceae. The transcript is spliced from 5 exons.